AUGAGCGGCUAUAGCCGGCUAGGGUUUGUGGGGAAGAUGGAGUAUUCCGCGUUGGGCACCGCGGAGGCUGCGGACAGCGGCGCGGCCCGGCCGUACAACAACUCGGAGGAGCGGGAGGGCCGGGAACCCGACGGGCUGCGCUUCGACCGCGAGAGGGCGCGCCGCCUCUGGGAAGCAGUGUCCGGGGCCCAACCAGUGGGGAGGGAGGAAGUGGAACACAUGAUCCAGAAGAACCAGUGUCUCUUCACCAGCACCCAGUGUAAGGUUUGCUGCGCCUUGCUAAUUUCUGAGUCCCAGAAGCUGGCACACUACCAGAGCAAAAAACAUGCCAACAAAGUGAAGAGAUACCUAGCAAUCCAUGGAAUGGAGACAUUAAAGGGGGACACGAAGAAGCUAGACUCAGAUCAGAAGAGCAGCAGAAGCAAAGACAAGAACCAGUGCUGCCCCAUCUGUAACAUGACCUUUUCCUCCCCUGUCGUGGCCCAGUCGCACUACCUGGGGAAGACCCACGCAAAGAACUUAAAGCUGAAGCAGCAAUCCACUAAGGUGGAAGCUCUGUCGAAACGCCUUACAAACCCUUUCCUUGUGGCCUCCACCUUAGCCUUGCACCAGAAUAGAGAGAUGAUAGACCCAGACAAGUUCUGCAGCCUCUGCCACGCGACUUUCAAUGACCCUGUCAUGGCUCAGCAACAUUAUAUGGGCAAGAAACACAGGAAACAGGAGACCAAGCUCAAACUUAUGGCACACUACGGGCGGCUGGCCGACCCUGCUGUCACUGACUCAUCAGCCGGGAAGGGCUACGCCUGCAAGACAUGUAAGAUAGUGCUGAACUCCAUAGAACAGUACCAAGCUCAUGUCAGCGGCUUCAAACACAAGAACCAGUCACCAAAAACAAUGGCAUCACCUCUGGGCCAGAUUCCCAUGCAAAGGCAACCCAUUCAUAAAGACUCAGCCACCUUGGAAAACUAGAGGUGUUUCUGUCCAGCACUCCAGGUUGAACCAGCCAUGAGCCAACUUUCUGUGACUAUGGUCAGCCCUUGGCUCCUUCUUCCUCCUUUCUUACACCUGGAGAAUACACAGGCCUGAGGCAGGAGUGGACCACAGAGAGCGUCUGAUUGGUCCAGGCAAAUCCACCCCUGCUCCUCCCCUUUUUGGAAUGGGCCCUGUAGGUCAGGAUGAGGGAAGCAGAGAUCUUGACAGGACUUGGGGUAUCCCAGAAUGGUAGUUUGGAGGACGGCCUUUCCCCUUCCCCAGCUCCUCUGGGCUAUAUGUCAUGAGGCCCCAGGCCUAUCUUUCCUUUGCAGGUCAGUUUUGGACCAGUCCCUGCAGCUGAAGAACUGAGCUCUCCCUGGGCUCUAGGUAUCUCCAGUGAAACCUGGAGCUUUCACGCCAGACCUUGGCCUAGGCAGGAAAGGGCAGAUGGAAGUGGCUGCCACAUGGAAACUUGGAGUUAAUAUGACACUCCCUCUCCCCCAAAAGAGUGCAAGCUUUCCUGAGCCUGGGAUCGGAUGCUGGCCAGUUGUACAGAUUUCUGCCGACUGUGAAGUCUCCUCCUAGAGCAAUGACACAGUCCUGGCAGAGCAUUGCUAUUCCUCUUACCCCCCAUUCUCCACAGUUCCUGAAUGGUGCUAAGAAUCUGCAGCAAGUGAGGACAAGCUAGAGCCGAAGGAGGCCUCAGUACCCAGUGGGAUGGGUACUGGAAACCUCCAAUAGAGGCCUUUCCCCUCCUCCAUCAGAGGUGCUCUGACACAGGGUCAUGUGGGAAGGUCCCCACAUGCAAAUUUCCUUGAUGGUUUUGUACCCUUAAAAGGAAACUGCCUUGUGCCAGCCAGCUCAGAGGUUAAUUGCUGCCCUUCAGCCCUGCUAGCCCUCUCCUUCCCCUUGUGCAGCAGACCAUCUGCCCAGGUUGCUGUGGUGCUAGUCCUCCCCCAUCAUCCCCCAGGAGAUUCUGGGGACCAAGGAGCAGGAUGGGCCCCUAAGGGAAGAAAAGAGCUGGUGUAAGUUUCUGCAGUGAGGAAACAGACUUUUCCCUGACCCCACACCUAGAUUUCUCUAACACUGCUGUGUUUUAUGGCCUGGCACUUCACUGGGAGUGGACUUUACCUUGUAGCUUUCAAACAGGAAUUCCAGGGAGAGUUACCAUCUGAGGUCCCUCUUCACUGGGUCAAAGAAGCCUGCAGCUGCUCUCGUGAUCUCCUCCCCACACUUCCUGUCCCUUCGCCUGUAAAUGCCUUUAUGUAUCGUGUAUGUGUGUGGGGGGGGUGCUUAUGCUCUAUCUCUUGGUCACUGAAGCAUCUAAAUAAACAAUUUCUCCAAUGAGCCAGACUGCAACUUAACAGA
This is a messenger RNA of Lagenorhynchus albirostris (white-beaked dolphin), 2340 nucleotides long. It is a transcript of the gene ZNF346, whose product is annotated as zinc finger protein 346. Gene Ontology annotation, molecular function: double-stranded RNA binding; zinc ion binding. NCBI's taxonomy places the organism in Eukaryota, Metazoa, Chordata, Mammalia, Artiodactyla, Delphinidae. Bases 1 to 969 code for a protein of 322 amino acids. The record is from RefSeq and is a predicted model, not a curated record. The transcript has 7 exons.